This is a messenger RNA of Triticum aestivum (bread wheat), 1554 nucleotides long. RefSeq lists its product as uncharacterized. NCBI's taxonomy places the organism in Eukaryota, Viridiplantae, Streptophyta, Magnoliopsida, Poales, Poaceae. The transcript has a single exon. The coding region runs from base 253 to 783 and encodes 176 amino acids. The record is from RefSeq and is a predicted model, not a curated record.
UUUGACUACGGGGUGUGUGUGCGCGCCUGAAAAAAUAACCAUCGGUGGGUGCUACUAUGCAAUACUGGUUCAAAGUUUCAAACCAGGUGACUGGACCAUCCAUCCAUCCGGGCUGUCCCUUUAUAUACCCACCGCGUCCAAGAAUCAAUCAUCGUCGUCUACUCAUCCAUCGCCCGAAUUCCUCCGUCUCCCUCCCACCCAUUGACUCCCCCGCGCGCGCUCGGAGAAGAGAAAGGCGUCGACCGGAUCGGGAUGAAGCAGGAGAAGGGUCAGGGCGGCGGCGGCGGGAAGAAGCUGGGGCGGUGGCUGGGCGCGCCGGUGCGGGCGCUGUCGCGGGCGUGCGACUCGUACGUGCGCAAGAUGUCGGCGUGCGCGGGCGCCAUGCCCACGCAGUACGCGGGCGCCGUGGGCCGCGGCGGGGCCGGGGCCAUGCGCAUGCAGGCGGCCACCUUCAGCUCGCGCUCCACGCGCCGCGGGGACGACGACGUCGGCGAGCUGGUCCGCGCCAUGUCCCAGCGCCAGCAGGGCAGCGGCGCCUCCCCCGCGGCCGCGGCCGUGCCGCCCAGGAGCCGGAGCGUGGGGGUGGGGCGGAUCGACGAGGACGCGCCGUGCGACUUCGGCGCCGACGCCGGGCGCGUCGGCCUGCCGCCCCCGGCCGUGCGCAGGAGCCGCAGCGCCGCCGUCGGGAGCGGCCUCCCGCCGCGCGUCGGUGGCGGCGGCGGGUUCGGCGCCGCCACGAUCAAGAAGGCUGCCCCCGCCGGCGUCGUCGUGCACGGCGGCUAGCCGAGACCGGCCGGCUGGCCGGCCGGCGCGUGCGAUGGCACAGCACACUCUGUACGUGUGCCCGCGUGUACGGACGGACAGUCACUGCACGCGGCCGCGGUGUGUUUUUUAGUCUUUUCGGUCGCAUCUUUCGUCUGGCAGGAUGGUUUUGGCCUUUUUUUUCCCGUGUGGUUGUGUCUUGUGUGAAUUGCACAUUUUCUAGUGGUUAGAUUUUGUCAGAACCUGGAAGCAGUUAGCAGCCCUGCAUAGCAUACUGCAUACACAGCCCAAAUCAAAUGUUGUUAAUUGGUAGAGUACACAUCUAAGAAGCAUGUGACGUGCCACAUAUAGUAAUGUGUAUCGAUCCAGAGGCCAAUCCAAACAAGUUCGGUGCGUACGCAUUUUAAAAAAUUUGAGAACAUGGCAUGCUGACAUUAUGCUAUGCUCGUGUCAUACAUACACUGUGGAUAGACAGGCGUGGCCUCUGACUUUCCUAGCAGCUAGUCAGUGCGGUGCAUUUGUGCUCUGGGACUGGGAGGUGUCGCUGUUCUGACACGCCAGGGCCCAGAGAUACCUCUUCGAUACAUGAAGUGACAAAUUCUCUCUGAUGCUUUGACAUGUCAGGGCAUAAAAAGAUUUCUAAAAGCAAAAUUCAAUCCGGCAUAAAAAUUUUGUAUAAUCAUCCACAAAUUCAAACCAUGAGUAGGGCAAUUACGUAUCAUUAAUUUCAUCCUCUCCCAAGCUUGUGCAACAUGUUCAUGAUCAAGUUGCUUAAAAUUCAUAAUAUCGUUU